AAAUAGCUUGGGAACCCAGCCUUGUCUGGAAAAUAAUUUCCUUAAUAAACUCAACCUACUCAACUUGGAGUUGUUAGACCAGGAGAUGAGAAGCUUGACAGCCUGACAAAUGAUCUCACGAAUAAUAACGCUCCAGAAAAGCAAGUUAGUUCAAAGAAAGAUAAAGAUGAAUCUGAACCUCAACAUGAAGAAAGAUCAAAAUCUGUUCCGUUCUUCCAGCUCUUUAAGUUCUCUACAACAAGGGAGAAGGUAUUAAUAAUGAUAGGGGUGCUGGCUGCUGUGGCGGGCGGCUGCUCAAUGCCCGUCAUGAUCAUUUUGUUCGGUCAACUAGCUAAUGCAUUUGUUUCAGAGGCCCAGACAGAGGGAUGCACAAAUGCAGAGGGGGUAUUCAGUAUUUCAUUACCAAAUUGUACAUUUGAUCCAGAGGCACUGGAUCUUGGAAAAGAUUUAUUCUACGCUGAGAUUAGUAAGUUCGGAGGAGGAGCAUCUAUUAUAGGCCUGGUGAAUCUUAUCUCCAGUUACUUAUUUGUAACCUGCCUUAAUCAUGCUGCUGAGAGUCAAGUCUUCAGAAUUCGAACAAUGUUCCUUAAGGCUAUUCUCAGACAGGAUAUAGGAUGGUAUGAUGUUCAUCAGACUGGGGAUUUUGCAAAUAAAAUCACAGACGACCUUAAUAAACUUCAGGAGGGAAUUGGUGAGAAAAUUGGAAUGUUCAUUUUCUUCCUCACAAUAUUUAUUGCUUCUCUUACCAACGCCUUUAUUCACGGAUGGGAGCUUACUUUGGUUAUUCUGGGGGCUAUGCCUGUUCUAAUUAUUGCCAUUGGAUGUCUGGCCCGUGCCCAAGCAGCACUAACUGAGAAGGAGACAGCUGCUUAUGGCAGAGCUGGAUCCAUUGCUCAAGAAGUCCUUGGCACAAUUAGAACUGUAAUUGCUUUUGGAGGGGAGGAACGAGAGGUAGCAAGAUAUAAAUCUAAGCUGGUGUUUGCUCGGAAAGCUGGUAUAAUGCGAGGAAUGUUAACUGGUGUAGGAGCAGGACUCAUGUGGUUUAUCAUCUACUCUAGCUAUGCUCUGGCCUUCUGGUACGGUGUCAAGCUCAUCAUGGAUGACAGAGAACUGUGUAUGCUUGAUCCCGCUGGCUGUAAUCCCAGAUAUACCCCUUCAAGCCUUCUUAUUGUAUUUUUCUCUGUAUUAAUGGGAGCUAUGAACCUAGGGCAGGCUAGUCCGUAUGUGGAAGCAUUUUCUAUAGCAAAAGGAUCAGCAGCAAAAAUAUACAGCAUCAUGGACAGGAUCCCUCCAAUUGACAGUAGCAGCACAGCAGGGGUAAGGCCUGAGCAACUAGCUGGUAAAAUACAGAUAAAUGAUGUUCACUUUAGUUACCCAUCACGCAGCGAAGUUCCAAUACUAAAAGGCCUGAGUCUGACAAUUGAGCCUGGAAAAACAGUUGCAUUGGUUGGACCAAGCGGAUGUGGGAAAAGUACUGUUAUUCAGAUGAUUCAGAGGUUUUAUGACCCAUCUACUGGUGGGGUUGUUCUUGAUGGAGUUGACCUUAAAAAUGUUAACCUUGGCUGGUUGCGUGACCAAAUUGGAGUAGUAGGCCAAGAACCUGUCCUCUUUGGUACUUCCAUAGCAGAAAACAUCAGGUUUGGGAAAGAGGGAGUGACCGAGGAAGAAAUCACACAAGCCUGCAAAGAGGCAAACGCCUAUGGAUUCAUUCAAAAGCUUCCAAAGAAAAUGGAAACGUUAGUGGGUGACAAGGGAGCUCAAUUGUCAGGUGGCCAAAAGCAGAGAAUUGCAAUUGCAAGAGCACUUGUCAGAAAUCCCAAGAUUCUUCUUUUGGAUGAGGCAACCUCUGCUCUGGACACUGCAAGUGAAGCAUGUGUUCAGGCAGCACUUGAUCGUGCUAAAUGUGGCAGAACUACUAUUAUUGUUGCCCAUCGGUUGUCAACAGUUCGAUCAGCAGACAAAAUAAUUGCAAUAAAGGAUGGUCAAGUGGAGGAGGAAGGCACUCAUGAUCAAUUAAUGUUAAAGCAAGGAUUGUAUUUCUCCUUAGUAACAACUCAAAUGAGCAAAGAAGAAGACCCUGAUCCAGAAGAACUAGAUGAUUAUGAACCUUUGAGAGAGAUGGAAAGCCUUACAGAAUCUGAAUUACCAUCUUUAAACUCAAUUAGUUCAUUUACAGGUCCAUUCAGGAAGAAAUCUGCUGUAGAUAGAAAAAUAAGUGUGCUCAGCAACUAUAGUACAUACAGUGAGGACUCACUAGGUUUCGAGGAUGCUCUUGAGGCUGCAACUUCAGCAGUUGGAAUUGCACGUGCAGGAUCUACAAGCACAAGCAGAAGGUCUAAGAAAAGUGUUGUGAGAAUGGAGUCAGAAUCCCUUGCAUUGCCUGAAUCUGUUGAGGAAGAACUGGUACAAGUUGACAGCUUGAGAAUUAUGAAAAUGAAUUCAAAGGAAUGGCCCUUUGUAGUCGUUGGAAUGAUUGGAAGUAUAGUAAUGGGUGGAGCUAUGCCUGUUUAUGCCAUUCUUUUUGGAGAAGUUCUUGGUACCCUUAAGUUAAGUACAGAAGAAGCAAGAGAACAGUCUGUAUAUUUCAGUGGACUAUUUCUUGCAACUGGAAUAACUGCAGGCAUUGCAAUUUUCCUUCAGAUUUCCAUGUUCACUGUAGCCGGUGAAUACCUAACUCAACGAAUGAGAAAACUUGCUUUUGCUGCCAUGCUGAGACAAGAAAUGGGAUGGUUUGAUAGACCAGAAAACAGUGUAGGAGCCCUGCUGUCAAGGCUAGCAGCUGAUGCAUCUGCAAUACAAGGAGCCACGGGGAGUAGAAUCGGAGCCAUUCUUCAUGCUGCAUUUACACUCAUUAUUUCCAUCACAACAUCACUGGUACUUGAAUGGAGGCUUGGCCUGCUAGGAUGUGUAUUUGUUCCACUUGUACUCAUUGGAACCAUGGCUCAAUUCAGAAUAAUUAGUGCACAGGAUAGUGUAGAAAAAUCUGCCCUUCAAAAAGCCUCAAAGUUAGCAAUUGAGGCCAUUGGAAACAUCCGUACAGUUGUUGGAUUAAGAAAAGAAUCAUUUUUUAUUAAUGAGUAUGAGAAGGAACUUCUCGGUCCACAUGAGGCAAGUAAAACAAAAUCUCACCUGAGAGGAAUCAUUUUUGGAUUUUCUCAGUCAAUGCCAUUUUUUGCCUAUGCUGGGUGCAUGUACUAUGGUGGAUAUCUGGUUUAUAAUGAGAACUUGGACUACAAAUUAGUUUUUAAAGUGGCAGAGGCGCUUAUCCUUGGUACAAUGAUGGUGGGACAGGCAUCUGCGUUUGCUCCAAACUACACAAAAGCAAUGAUUGCUGCAGCCCGAGUGUUUAAUCUCAUAGAUAGAAAACCUCUGAUUGAUUCAGCAGCAGGAUCUGGACUGAGAUUGAACAAAGUAGAGGGAGAGAUAGAAUUCAGGAAUGCUGUAUUUCACUAUCCUAAUAGAAGUCAAGUUCGUGUCUUAAAGAACUUGAAUCUGGCGAUCAGUACAGGAAAAUCGGUAGCCCUUGUUGGACCAUCUGGAUGUGGCAAAUCAACAUGCAUACAGCUCCUUCAACGGUUUUAUGAUCUGAAUGAUGGUGAUAUUACCCUAGAGAACCAUGAUAUAAAUGCACUCAAUGUUCCCUGGGUGAGAUCAAAACUGAGCAUUGUGUCCCAAGAACCUGUUUUGUUCAAUCGAACCCUUGCUGAGAAUAUUUCCUAUGGGGACAAUACUAAAGAUGUAACAAUGGAAGAAGUUAUUGCAGCAGCACGUAAAGCCAACAUUCACCAAUUCAUUACAAACUUACCCCAAGGGUAUGAAACCAAUGUGGGAGAGAAGGGAACACAGUUGUCUGGAGGUCAAAAGCAAAGAAUAGCCAUAGCAAGAGCCCUUGUGCGGAAUCCUCCAAUUAUACUUCUCGAUGAAGCAACAUCUGCUCUUGACACUGAGUCUGAGAAAACAGUACAAACUGCCCUGGACAGUGCACAAAAAGGCAGAACCUCAAUAACCAUAGCCCAUCGUUUAUCAACUGUGAAAAACUGUGAUACAAUAUUUGUAGUGAAUCAUGGGCGUGUUGUUGAAUAUGGGUCACAUGACGACCUUCUACAGAAGAAAGGAACUUAUCAUAAACUUUGGUCUACGCAGGGUGGUGUACCAACUAAAAGACUAUUGAGUAAAAAAAAGGCAUUGUAGUUAAUAGUAUUAAAAGUCAAAUAUAUCUUUACUAAAGGAUAAAUUUCAAUGUAAUUUCCUUGUUUAUUUUUCCUAUCACCUCAUGCCAUAAUAAUGUACUUGUUUAAGAUUUUUGUCAAUAUAUCGAUAAUUUAUA
Molecule: messenger RNA, 4327 nt
Organism: Eurytemora carolleeae
Lineage: Eukaryota; Metazoa; Arthropoda; Copepoda; Calanoida; Temoridae
Product: multidrug resistance protein 1
Exons: 19
Coding region: 259-4191 (1310 amino acids)
Biological process (GO): transmembrane transport
Cellular component (GO): membrane
Molecular function (GO): ATP binding; ATP hydrolysis activity; ABC-type transporter activity
Source: RefSeq, a predicted model, not a curated record